AUGGAGGAGAGAAGAGUCCCAAUGCAAAUGGUGGAUGAAGUGGAGCAAGAAAUGGAUGAAAAUAAUGAUCUCACAACAGGCAUAAUCAAAUCUACUGUCAACACAUGGCGAAGGGUUACCACACAUCGCACUGAUGUCACGGUUCGAGUCAAGAACCGAACAUUUAUCCUUCACAGUCGUCCACUCACAUCACGAAGCGGUUACUUUAAACAGCGUCUUCAAGAGUCCAAUGACAUAAACUUAGAUGACACCAAUAUCACUGCUGAAACAUUUGACAUGGUUGCCAAAUUUUGCUAUGGCUCCGAUGCCAUCUUCACCCCAGAGAACAUAGCACCUCUAAGAUGUGCUGCCGGGAUCCUGGAGAUGACAGAGGAAUAUGAAGUCCAAAACCUCCUUAGGAGAAGCGAGGUUUACUUCACACAAGCGGUGGCCGAAAACAAGGAAGCUGCUGAGGUUAUCCUGUACAAGUCAUUGGCAAUGCUUCCUGAGUCAGAGACUCAAGCAUUCCUAGUUAGCAGGUGCAUAGAAGCUUUGCUAAUUCCUAGAGAGAUCCGAUGGGUAUAUCACAGGAAAAGAGAGGACAUGAAAGAAUAUCCAAUGGAGCCUUGGGUGGUGUCUGCCAGGUGGGUGGCAGACAUGGUUAAGUUGCCAUUGGACAUGUUCAGGGGGAUCAUGGUAUCUGUGCAGAGGUGUAUGAGCGGGAGCCAUGAUGGAGUUUAUCGACUCAUUGAUGCUUAUCUUGAGGAACAUGCAGAAAUGACAUUAGAUGAGAAGAGCCAGCUCACUGGACUCCUCAACUGUAACUUCCUUUCAACAGAAGCACUUGUUCACACUGUAAAAAACCCGAAAAUGCCGUUACGCUUCGUAAUCCAGGCCUUGUUUGCGAAGCAAGUGAAGAACAGACAGCUAACUGGACCAAAUGCUAUGAUUUUUUGUCAGCAAAGCUCAACACUCGGUGAGAUAUUAAAACGAGACACUGCCUUACGAGAAGCAAAUCAUCUUAAGGUAUCUAUGGACAAUACAUUCUCGAGGAUUGAAAGCUUAGAGAGGGACCUCUUUGGGUUGAAGAAGGAACUUGAGGAGGCAAAGAGAGAAGAUUUAGCUUCUGGAAAAUCAGUAAGUUUUCGAGUUGUGGAGGAAGAACUGAAUAGCUUUUCUAGGGAGAAGAGAGAGAAGGAGAGCUUUGGACGAGGUAUGAUGAGAAAGUUGAAGAAGGCUUUUGCGAAAACUGCUUCAGAAAAUGCGAGGGAGGAUGUAAAAGAAGGCGGGAUUGGUGAAUUCAAGCAGUUCUUUCACCACCGGAACCAAUCUUCCACAUAAACUGCUACCGGGGCAAAAGACAUCCCUCAUCUAUGGAUACUGGGCACCUCAGUCAUAUCUUCUUCUCCCAGAAUAAGAUUUUUUUUUUUUUAUCUUUUCAUUUGAAAAUUUUCCUACAAGUGUUUUACUGAGUGUUUUCUAAAUAGAACAAAGAGAUGUCACCUUCUCUUGAUCACACAUUCAAAUUCCAUACUCAUCAAAAGAU
This is a messenger RNA of Amborella trichopoda, 1525 nucleotides long. Its product is annotated as BTB/POZ domain-containing protein At3g49900. Gene Ontology annotation, molecular function: protein binding. The record is from RefSeq and is a predicted model, not a curated record. Lineage: Eukaryota; Viridiplantae; Streptophyta; Magnoliopsida; Amborellales; Amborellaceae.